This is a messenger RNA of Ziziphus jujuba (common jujube), 906 nucleotides long. Its product is annotated as high mobility group B protein 1. Bases 180 to 662 code for a protein of 160 amino acids. The transcript is spliced from 8 exons. The record is from RefSeq and is a predicted model, not a curated record. Lineage: Eukaryota; Viridiplantae; Streptophyta; Magnoliopsida; Rosales; Rhamnaceae.
GAUGCCACGCGUCGCUUACGAAGACCCUCCAACGAUAUCUCUUUGGCAUCUUUCUGUUUCUCUCUCUGCUACUGCUUUUUGUCUUGGUUGGCCUGGUUUGUUCUGUUUUUUCUCUGCUUUUGUUCUGUUUGCGUUCCCUUCUCCUCCAUACAAGAGAGUGGAAAUUUGUGAAUUUAGGGAUGAAGGCUACUAAGGGCAAAGUGGAUACAAGGAAGGGAAAGAAGGAAGAAUUAAAGCCUGUUGUUGAGGAUAGAACUCUCGGAAAGCGUAAGGCUGCAAUUAAGGCCGAUAACAGUCGCAAGAAGCUGACUAAGAAAGUGAAAUUGGGCAAGAAAGAUGCCAACAAACCAAAGAGGCCUCCUAGUGCUUUCUUUGUUUUCCUAGAAGAGUUCCGAACGAUAUAUAAACAAGAGCAUCCCAAUGUGAAAGCUGUCUCAGCUGUGGGGAAAGCUGGGGGUGAGAAAUGGAAAUCCUUGUCUAGCGCGGAGAAAGCUCCAUAUGAAGCGAAAGCUGCCAAAAGGAAAUCAGAAUAUGAAAAGCUUAUAGCAGCUUACAACAAGAAACAGGAUAACACUGAUGAAGAAGAAGAAGAAUCUGAAAAGUCAAAAUCCAAUGUGAAUGAAGAUGAUGAAGAGGAAACCGGGGAGAAUUUUCAUCUGUAGGAUGAUGAUGGGGGAGAUGACGAAGAAGAAGACUGAAACCUGAAUGCUUUCGCGGAUUUAGUGUGGUAUAUGUUAUACACAUUUAGGCCACACAUGAUACAAAUAUAUAUAUGUUAUAUAUAAUAGUGUUGAUUUCUAAGCAAAAAUACACAUGCAGCAAAGCAGAUUCUAAGUAGGGUUGUAUUAUUACUGAUUUACAUAUGAGCUUUCUAUGCGAUUUCUAAUCCUUGUCAGUUGUAUAUAA